Lingula anatina is the source of this 741-nucleotide messenger RNA. Its product is annotated as sulfotransferase 1C4-like. Gene Ontology annotation, molecular function: sulfotransferase activity. Lineage: Eukaryota; Metazoa; Brachiopoda; Lingulata; Lingulida; Lingulidae. The record is from RefSeq and is a predicted model, not a curated record.
AUGUUUAAGGUGAUGAUUCUCGGUUGGAGAAAAAUAGGAAAGACGAUAAAGUUAAUGGACAGCGAGGGGAAUGGCCUGGCUGUAGUCGAAGUUAAAGGAGUCCACUUACCGCUGUUUCCUCUUGUAGAAAGUAACAUUAACAAUUAUGACAAGUUUCACGCUCGUGGGGAUGAUGUCUGGAUAGUGAACUGGCCUAAAUCAGGAACACAUUGGGUGUAUGAAGUGGUCAGACUGCUCAUGACGGGACGGGAAGAACUCACUGACAGCAUAAAAGAAGGCACCAUGUUCCCGGAGGCGUGCGCUGUGGAGUCCCUGGAAAAACUGCCGUCGCCGAGGAUUUUAGAUACACACGUGCCGCUGAAGCUGUUUCCAGAAGAAGCAUUGAAGAAAUCUAAGAUUAUCUACACACUACGGAAUCCAAAGGACGCCUUCGUGUCUGGAUAUCAUCAUAGGAAAAACCUCAAAGGCGGAACAUCAUAUUGUGGAACUUGGAAUGGGUACUUUGACUUAACCAUAGACGAAAACGCAUGUGUGUACGGAUCUUGGUUCGACCAUGUUGCGGAUUGGAUGGAAGUUUUAGAAAAUACCCCAAUGCUUUGCAGCGGGUAUGGCAAACCUGAAGAAAGAGGUAUUGUUGGUGACUGGAAGAACCAUUUCACUGUAGCGCAAAACAAAAAAUCUAACGCCAUCUUCAACGAGAAGCGAAAUAAACUUAGAGUGAGCGUUGACUUUGAGCUCUGA